This is a messenger RNA of Cucurbitaria berberidis CBS 394.84, 1654 nucleotides long. RefSeq names its product dimethylaniline monooxygenase. Lineage: Eukaryota; Fungi; Ascomycota; Dothideomycetes; Pleosporales; Cucurbitariaceae. Gene Ontology annotation, molecular function: NADP binding; N,N-dimethylaniline monooxygenase activity; flavin adenine dinucleotide binding. The transcript has 3 exons. The record is from RefSeq and is a predicted model, not a curated record. The coding region runs from base 1 to 1317 and encodes 438 amino acids.
AUGCCUUCAGCAACAAAAAGGGUUGCAGUCAUAGGGGCUGGCAUCAGUGGCGUGGUUGCAGCCGCUCAUCUUAAGAAGGAAGGUCUCGACGCUACUUAUAGACCGUGUUAUGUCGGGUUGAAGAAUAACGUUGGUACUCGACUUUUAGAGACAACAUUAAACAAGUUCCCAACUGGCACCGAGGAUUUUGUCACCCAUGAUGUUCUGAAAGACUACAUCCAGGACACUGCUGCCAAGACUGGGGUCAAUGAUAUCACCCAGUACGAUACUGAGGUAAAGCACGUAUCCAAAGAGGGCGCCAAGUGGAUCGUAGAAACUGCGACGCUUCAUAGCGAUGACGCUGGGAGGACCUCGCGCAAAUCUUCAAAAACAGAAUUCGAUGCUGUGGUUGUAGCUUCGGGCCACUAUCACGCAGCCAAAGUACCAAAUACGCCGGGACUGACGGACUGGAAACGAGCAUGGCCGGAUAGAGUCAACCACUCAAAACGCUACCGGACGCCCAAAGAGUACCAAGGAAAGAACUUUUUGUUAGUAGGCGGUAGCGUCUCUGCAACUGACAUUGCUCGCGAACUCGGUCCAAUUGCGAACAACAUCUACCAAAGUCAUCGAAACGGGACUUUCGACCUUUCCCCUAAUUUGUUGCCGGAGAAUGCGACGCGAGUUGGUGAGAUUCUAUCGUACGAUUCACCUUCAAAUGGUACACAAACUGGGCCGUUGGCUGCUUCGGAUGCAAUUCCAGCGACCAUCACACUAAAGUCGGGCGAGAAACUCUGCGAUAUACAUCAUGUGAUCCUUUGUACCGGCUACCAGAUCACGCUGCCGUUCUUACCGCAUCUCCACUCGGACGAAACGCCAGUUGAUGCAGCGAACGAUGAGCUCAUCGUAACGAACGGGUCUCAGUUCCACAACCUACACAAGGAUAUCUUCUACAUCAACGACCCUACCUUGACCUUCGUUGGCGUACCUUUCUUCACCGCAACCUUCACCCUCUUCGAGUUCCAAGCCAUGGUUGUAGCCAAAGUCCUCUCAGGCCAAGCAAAGCUACCGAGUAAAGAAGCUAUGCGAGCAGAGUAUGAUGAGCGCGUGCGAGAAAAGGGAUAUGGCAAGGCAUUUCAUAGUUUGAGGGAUAGAGAAGCUGAUUAUGUCAAGGAGCUACUCGCAUGGGUGAACAGGGAUAUAGAGGAGAUUGGAGGCAAGAGGUUAGACGGACAUACAGAUACGUGGCAUGUUGCGAAACUGGAGCAGGUUCAGAGGAUGAAGGCUUUGUUUGCUGCUGCGCCCGGGCCGGAGAAGAGACUUGAGGUUACGUGCUGGUAGUGGCUUAUAGAUAGAUGUUGUACAGAUCUCAUAAUACGCAAGAAUUGACUAUAUACUAAUAAUAUAAAUUAAAGAGAAGUGUCUCCCUCCUUCUCUGCGCCCUAUUCCAUAACUCGUAUGCUAGGACAAUGCCCACUGCAUCUUAGCCCCGCUCACGAUACAAGGGAUCCGGAGAUCAAUACUCGGCUGCAAAGAGCUAACAUAUUUUCUGGACGUUCGAAGCUGUACACUACUAAUGGGUAAUCACUCAAGAAAAUUGCAAACGUUACGUAGCAUGCCGAAGCAAGUUGCCAAACACAAGCCCUAGCGCUUCACGUCCUCUACAGCACCUGUUAAG